Molecule: messenger RNA, 3765 nt
Organism: Fukomys damarensis (Damara mole-rat)
Lineage: Eukaryota; Metazoa; Chordata; Mammalia; Rodentia; Bathyergidae
Gene: Rragc
Product: Ras related GTP binding C
Exons: 9
Coding region: 1-1182 (393 amino acids)
Biological process (GO): cellular response to starvation; regulation of autophagy; positive regulation of TOR signaling
Cellular component (GO): Gtr1-Gtr2 GTPase complex; lysosome; nucleus
Molecular function (GO): GTP binding; GTPase activity
Source: RefSeq, a predicted model, not a curated record
AUGACGAGAAAGAGACAGGGAACCUUGGGCGAGCGAGGAGCUUGCGGGAAGGAAGGAGGUGCUCGAGAGCUGGGCCAUGGCCGGACCGCGGCGAAAGGCGCGGCGGGGCCGCCCUCCUCAACCCGGCCCAGUGGCAUCGAUGGACAAAACCGAGACGUAUUCACCAGUUCUCACUUAGGAGAUCGUGGUGGACUCCCGCUCCUGCCCAGUCUCGCUCAGGUGGUGUUUCAUAAGAUGUCACCCAAUGAGACUCUCUUUUUGGAAAGUACCAACAAGAUUUAUAAAGACGACAUUUCCAAUAGCUCCUUUGUGAAUUUCCAGAUUUGGGAUUUUCCUGGGCAAAUGGACUUUUUUGACCCAACCUUUGACUACGAGAUGAUCUUCAGGGGAACAGGAGCAUUGAUAUAUGUUAUUGAUGCACAGGAUGACUACAUGGAGGCUUUAACAAGACUUCACAUUACUGUUUCUAAAGCCUACAAAGUUAACCCAGACAUGAAUUUUGAGGUUUUUAUUCACAAAGUUGAUGGUUUGUCUGAUGAUCACAAAAUAGAAACACAGAGGGACAUUCAUCAAAGGGCCAAUGAUGACCUUGCAGAUGCUGGGCUAGAAAAACUCCAUCUUAGCUUUUAUUUGACUAGUAUCUAUGACCACUCAAUAUUUGAAGCCUUUAGUAAGGUCGUGCAGAAACUCAUUCCACAGUUGCCAACCUUGGAAAACCUAUUAAAUAUCUUUAUAUCAAAUUCAGGUAUUGAAAAAGCUUUUCUCUUUGAUGUUGUCAGCAAAAUCUACAUUGCCACGGACAGCUCCCCUGUGGAUAUGCAGUCUUAUGAACUUUGCUGUGACAUGAUUGAUGUUGUAAUUGAUGUGUCUUGUAUAUAUGGGUUAAAGGAAGAUGGAAGUGGAAGUGCUUAUGAUAAAGAAUCUAUGGCAAUCAUCAAGCUGAAUAAUACAACUGUCCUUUAUUUGAAGGAGGUGACUAAAUUUUUGGCAUUGGUCUGCAUUCUUAGGGAAGAGAGCUUUGAACGGAAAGGUUUGAUAGACUACAACUUCCACUGUUUCCGAAAAGCUAUUCAUGAGGUUUUUGAGGUGGGUGUGACUUCUCACCGGAGCUGUGGUCAUCAGUCCAGCGCCCCCAGCCUCAAAGCAUUGGCACACAAUGGCACACCACGAAAUGCCAUCUAGUCAGACUCCAGUGUGGGGCUUGUUGCCAGCUUACUCUUCACUCCAGGGUCAGAUGCCACGUGCCACAGGACAGGAGAGCUGCUGCUGGUGGGAACCUGUGCCUGUCCCACUAGAGGCAAGGGGGUAUCAUUUUGAUUUGGAUGAAAACCCCUUUAGCUGGUGGUGUACAACUGAAGCUGUUGUUUCUUUUUUUAAAAAAUGACAAAGAAGAAUUCUAGAGGCUACCGAACUCAAGUUGUCUUUUUCUUCUUUUGGGUCCUACUUUAAGUAGUUGGAAUAUUUUGGAUGUGGAGAUACAGCAGUUACCCAUCAGGUACUGUUGCCAUCAGUUCCUGCUGAAAGUAAUGGACAAAACCAAAUUUUUAUAUGCUUCCCUUAGGCUUUCAUUUGAAUAGUGUGCUUUGCUUAAAUUCUAACACUGCCUCUCAGAUCUCAGUUUUGGACAUUGUACAUCUAAGAUCUUUUAAAUGCAUUCACUUGCUAACUCGGAAGACUCAUCAUCUGACUGCAGCAAAAGACAUUUCUAUAUUUGUUACUGAGGAAAUGAAGUAAAAUUCUACACUGCAUCGGGUAGAGAGCAAGGUUCAACAGUGGCUGCCUCAGUUCCUUUGGAAAUGUGGAAAGAAACUGAAACAGAAGAAAAUUUUUGUACCUGUGUUUUGGGUACCAGGGAUGUUAGGAGUCUUUCUCCUGCAUUUGAUAAAUGAUCAUGCUUCGUGUAACAAAGGGAAUUAAAACAACAACUUUCCACAGCCCCUUGUAGGGGAGAAACUCAUUAUGUUGCUGAAAUAUUUAGCCUACUUUUCUUUAAUCUUGAUGUCAGCCUCUAUGUAGCUUUUAUUCUGAACUGUCUCAUUCUUUCGGCAUUGCUGUUUGUUGACCCUAAGGCACUGGUGGGCUCCACUGGAGGUUAGAACAUGCAGUGCCACAACGUGUGUUUGUUGUCUUACAUACUUGUCUCCAGUAUUCUGACACCGAGUGUCAACUGUGGUACUUUUUUCACCGAGGAUAUUGAUUUGUAAUUGUUUCUUUUUAUUGGUGGUUGAUACCCUUCCCGUUGAUUUCAACUUACACAUUAGUUUUACUUUGCGUGCCCGGUAGUCAUAUAUUCCAAAGCCACUGGACCACUUGAGUACAUAAGUGCCACUGUUUAACGAAAUCUCUAUAUUCAGGUCUGUAAACCGAACAGUGUGACUUGGAGUGCUUCCUGCAGACGACUCUGACUGUUGAGUAUUUACAUGGACCAUGGUGAUAUCCAAAAGAAAAAAUGCUUUUAUAUUUAUAGAUUUCAUUGAACUAUAUAUAAGAUGGGUAUCAAUAAAUGUAUUUACUCCAAAAUCAGUUUGCUGGCUUGCCUAAGGUAUGAAAGGGUGGGGCGAUGGAACAUUGGAGCGUCCCACUCUUAUCUUUCCAUCCAUUUUUUUUGUUGUUGUUGUUGCCUUGUAUAGCAUUCCUUUUGUCUUAGGGCUUGCCUUGCAGGUAUCUCCCUCUGCGGGUUUCUCCCUGGCUCAUUUCUGUUCUAGGGUGGGAGCGGUAGGCCAGGUGCACAUGUUUUGGUUGUGUUUCUUUUCACUAGACCUCACUCAGUGGCAGGGAGUAUCCAGGGUCUGGCAUGACAGAUGCCUUGUAUCCAAGCUAAGGAGCCAGGAGAUGAAUGAAAUAGAAUAUUAUCAGAAAGAUGGUACCUGCUCUAGCUUGGUUUUUGUUUCUUCCUGUUCCUGAGAAACUCAUCAUUGACCCCAAACUGUGUGUUAAAUUAGUGUUUUAUCUGGAUAAUUUACAUAGUUGGGUCUGAGCUGAUUGGAGAAAAGUAUACAUUAUCAAUGAGAGGGAGGUAGAGGUGGAAAAAUCAUAAUUAGACCACUUUAGAAGGUAAGUUUGAAAGCUCUGAAAAGCAAAGAGUUUGAAAAAACAUUACACUAUUUAAUCCUAUAUCCUUUUUUAGUCCUGAAAGGGGUAAAGGACCCUAUUGAGGGUUAUAGAUGGGUUCAAAAAGUCUCCUGUGAUCCUUGGCAUAGCUUUUGGGUGGUGAUUAGAUCAUGGGGCGCAUACUCUAGGCGGAGUAGUCCACUGAUAAAUUUACAACUGAAUGUGCUGUCCGAGGUAGGGUGCAUCUCCUUCCCGGCUGCUCCUUUCUCUCGUGUUUCCUGGCCUUCGCGAAGUGAGCAGCUUUUUCUCCACCGUAUCCUUCUGCCAUGCCAUCCUGUCUUGCAGCAGCCAAUUAUGGACUAAAAUGUGAGUCCAAAAAACCUUUCAGGUUACGGGCGUCAGGUAAUUUGUCCCAGCAACAAGGAAAAUUAAUGAAGACAAUGGCUAUAAAACUGCAAGCUAGGAUGCCUCGGAGUGGAAAGGGUGCUGUUUGUAAUUAUGCCUGAGCAACAGGAGUAAGCUGGCCCUGUCCCAGGUGAACCACAGGUGUCUGGACUAGUCACAGGUGGAGUUGGAGGUAAGUGGGGCUGCACCCCAGCUCCGGCAGCCCUGCACAGCCUGCCCCUCCUGCCUCAGACCUCUUCAGAGGUUGAGGUGGAAAGCUCACUUGAGCCCAGAAAUUCAAGGCCAGCCUGGGCAACUGUGUGUGUGUGU